AAGGCUCUGACCUUCUUUCUCUGUCCACCUUCCUUCUUCCAGCGGAUGAAGCAAACACCUCCUCCUGCUGCAAGAACCAACAGAGCAAUGGCCUUGUUCCCAGUGCCCCCGUUCCUGGUUGCUGUGCUGCUUCUGUCUUUGCCUGCAAAUGGAAAUGUGGAUCCAUCAUUUAAGGAUCUUUCCACUGCCCUACCACAAGUCCAAGAGGAGAUUGUAAAUAAGCACAACGAACUGAGGAGAGCAGUCUCCCCGAGCGCCAGCGACAUGGUCAAGAUGGAGUGGAACAGCGCAGCAGCGGACAAUGCCCGGACCUGGGCGGACCAGUGCCAGUACAAGCACAGCCUUAAAGAGGAACGACAGACCACUGUAAACUGUGGCGAGAAUCUGUACAUGUCCAGCGCUCCCUCUUCAUGGUCAGCAGCGAUCCAACACUGGUACGACGAGAGCAAGAACUUUCAGUUUGGUAAAGGUCCGCUGUCACCCACUGACGUAGUUGGACACUAUACACAGGUUGUCUGGCACACCUCCUUCCAGGUGGGCUGCGCAGCUGCCUAUUGUCCCAACCAACCAGGCUUAAAGUACUUCAUGGUUUGCCAGUACUGUCCCGCUGGUAACAAUCUGGCAAGAAUCUACAGCCCUUACAAGAACGGGGACCCCUGUGCCAGCUGCCCGGACCACUGCGAGGACGGGCUGUGCACCAAUGGGUGCAAGUAUGAAGACAGAUACUCCAACUGUGAAAGUUUGAAAAGCUCCUUAAGCUGUGAUCAUUACAUGGUCAAAGAAAAUUGCUUGGCCUCCUGCAACUGUGAGGACAAAAUCCACUAAGUGCCAGGGCCGAAGCAGAGCCACAUGAGACGGAGCCGCGCCGUCUGCUUAGAGGCGACUUAGGCUGCUAGGAGAGCUGCACACAUAAAAUCUCUAUAAAUGAUUCCAAACAGUAAAGAAUCUUCUAGGUCUGCUUCUUAUUUUGCAGAAUUCUGUUUCAUAAAAAGGAAAAAUUUUUUUUAAAAAAUCUGUAAUAACUUUCAAUUUUGAUGUGUGAUUUUCAUGAUUUAACUUCAAUGAAUUUAAUCAAAUUGAGGAUUUUAAGAGUUGUAUAUUCCUGUGACUUAAGAUCACAGGGACUCAGGACUGGAAUUGAGAAUCACUUGCCAGAACGGUGGUUACUAAAAUACAAACAGCUAAUAAUGUCCUCUUCACAAGAAUCUUGGGCUGUAGCAUUUUUGCUGUAACUCCACCUAAGCAAGCACCUGCAGAAGCAUUCGCAGGCGCGUUCUGUGAUUCCUGCUUGCCACACCCUUCCUUCCCAGCCCUUAGACUUCAUUCUUGCUAUUGGUUCACAACUGGAAUUCCUAAAGUAAUACUGACCUCCUUGUGUCAAAAUCAAUGAAGACUUCUGGUCAUUCGUCUGUGUAAUUUUCGCAGUAGAAUAUCAUCACAUCGUCCCUUCAAAAUCUCUCCUAACUCUUCCUUAGUAAAGAAUUGCAAAUACUGUUGUGUGUACUAUCCCUCAAGCUGCCAAAUCCCUGCUCAGCCCUCCCUUCCUAUGAGCACACUUGUGAGUCUACACUGAAUUUAGUGAUGGACUUUCAAAAGUAGACAGUGAAAAGAAAAGGAAAGAAAGGUAGUCACGUUGGGGAAACAGCAUGUACCGUCUCAGCCAAUUAACCUCAAUUCUAGUCUCUUUCUUCAAGAUUUCAGUUGUUCCCUUUGGAAAUAACCUUUUAUUUUGUUCUAAAAAUGUAACUUUUAGAACACAGUUUUCUGCUUAGGGAUACAUGAAUCUUCAAUUUGAACAUCCUCUCAGCACUAUUUUGAACUGAUGAUUUUUUAAAAAUAAUACGUUGCAAUGUUUGUCAUGUCUUAACCAUGUUGCAAUAACAUUAAAUUUCAUAGCUCUCACAUCAUGA
Molecule: messenger RNA, 1910 nt
Organism: Octodon degus (degu)
Lineage: Eukaryota; Metazoa; Chordata; Mammalia; Rodentia; Octodontidae
Product: cysteine-rich secretory protein 3-like
Exons: 8
Coding region: 46-825 (259 amino acids)
Cellular component (GO): extracellular region
Source: RefSeq, a predicted model, not a curated record